Labrus mixtus (cuckoo wrasse) is the source of this 688-nucleotide messenger RNA. It is a transcript of the gene gngt1, whose product is annotated as guanine nucleotide binding protein (G protein), gamma transducing activity polypeptide 1. The coding region runs from base 121 to 342 and encodes 73 amino acids. The transcript has 3 exons. Gene Ontology annotation, molecular function: G-protein beta-subunit binding. Gene Ontology annotation, cellular component: heterotrimeric G-protein complex. NCBI's taxonomy places the organism in Eukaryota, Metazoa, Chordata, Actinopteri, Labriformes, Labridae. Gene Ontology annotation, biological process: G protein-coupled receptor signaling pathway. The record is from RefSeq and is a predicted model, not a curated record.
CAGAUUAGCAGAUUAGGAUUGUUUAUACAGAUUACUUUAUAACCCAGAUUGAGGGAACCGGGAGAGGGAUUCUUCAACAGAACUUCAGGGGGGAAGGUCUGGUCCCUGUAAGCAUUCAGAAUGCCGGUCAUAAACGUAGAUGACUUGACGGACAAGGACAAGGCUCAGAUGGAAGUGACUCAACUGAAAACUGAAGUGAAACUUGAGAGGUGGUUGACAUCUAAAUGUUGCGAGGAAAUUAAGGACUACAUCCAGGCCGGGGUGGAGGAGGACAUCCUGGUCAAAGGCAUGCCAGAGGACAAAAACCCCUUCAAGGAGAAAGGUGGCUGUGUCAUCUGCUAGACUGGACCUCUGGAGCUUUUCACAACACAUCCUCAAACAUUAGCAUCCAAGGACACUAUCCCUCCCCAGAUAAAACAGAUUUGCAGACUGGAGAAGCCUAGAAGGACAAAACAAAGCCAGAGUUAAUAAAACUUGACUGUUCCCAUGUAUAUGAUUCCCCAUCUUCUUGCCAGAUUUGUAGCCUCAUAAUUGUAUUUUUUGGAAAGAGGCAAUAAAUAAGAGUUGUACUCGCCGAGGGUUAAAAAAUGCUUCUCUCUCAUGUGGUGAAUAAAGUCUGAGCAAAUGGACCCAUGUGUUGUUUCAUACACAGAAGCAACGGUCAUUAAAUCUGCUUGUUUGUAACUCA